This is a messenger RNA of Crotalus tigris (Tiger rattlesnake), 3763 nucleotides long. It is a transcript of the gene GRB7, whose product is annotated as growth factor receptor bound protein 7. Bases 1323 to 2624 code for a protein of 433 amino acids. Gene Ontology annotation, biological process: signal transduction. The transcript is spliced from 13 exons. The record is from RefSeq and is a predicted model, not a curated record. NCBI's taxonomy places the organism in Eukaryota, Metazoa, Chordata, Lepidosauria, Squamata, Viperidae.
GCGUUGUUUGGCGACCCCCGUGAAAUGGUCGUUUGACUCCAAAUGGGGUCCCGACCCACAGGUUGAGAACCACUGAUCUAGUAGCUUUCUUGGCAACAGUACAGAACUAUAUGUCUUCACCUUUUUCUGGAGUGUUUUUUUAACUCCCCCAUCUAGCCUAAACGCUGGCAUUUCCUGGUGAUCUGUAUUCAAAUACCGGUACUAAAAAUGAUCACUUGUGAAGCAGAAAUAACCACCUUCUGCUUGAUGACUCCAAAUAUGUAGAUGGAGAUACCUGUCAAUAAAAGGAAGAGAUGCUGAGAUAAAGGCCAAAAUGGUAAAAGGAAACAUGGUUGGAACAAGGGAAAUGCUGGAUCUGACCCAAACUUAGCUAUGUUAAGCCAUAUGUGUUGGAGGGAGGAAUGUCAGCAACAUUCAGAUGUAACUUCAUGCCUUUAUAAGGACAUUUACUUAUGACAUUCUGCCUUUCACUUAUGAUCAAGAUAGAUAGAAUAUCAAGCCAGCAACUGUUGUCAAUCUUGUCAUAUGCUUGGGAAAAAACAUGAUACUGAGAAAAUAAUAAUGAUAGUCUGAUAAUUCAACUACUAGCAUCUUGAAGAUGGAUUUUUACUAGAUGAACUAGAGCCCUGUUCUUUAAAGGGAUUGUGCCCUGCUUUAUUAAUAGCUUUUAUACAAACACAAAUAUAGAAGAGUUGAAAUGUAAACAAAAUAAUUAAAUGGACAUCAAAUAUAUUUAAUAAUACAAACUGAGUGUUUACCACAAUUCAGAAGAAGUUUUCUUACUUCUUUUCUUCUCAAAUAGCCUGGAAAUUUGAAUUUAAUUGUGGAGGAAUCUUUAAAAGACACACAUCCCAUCCCAUCUCUUUUUUAAGGCUUAAAAUGAACCUUAAGAAUCUCUUUUGAAUAUCAUGUUUAUAUAAAAUAAUAAUAAAGAGAAAAUCUAAAUAUAUGUAUAAUAUAUUUCCCCUUCAUCAUCAGGAAUUAGAAUGCAAGACUAUCAAUAAUUAUGAGAACUUGUUUUGGAUACUCUCAUUUAAUAAACUGAACAGUAUAUCCUUAAUUAUCUUUAAGCAUAAUAUAUUUAACUGAAUUACUCGUUACUUGAAUAACAGAUUUACUCCCUCUUGUGGAAUAACUGGAUUGUAGCAGAAAUAUUUCAGAACUGACUAAUUUAUAAGAACAUAAAAUCAGGGCUGGGUCAUUUGACUCUUAAACAUCUUGUUUCUAUCAGUAGUCAACCAAACUUGUAGGAGAAAUGUAGGAGAUGGGAAAGCAGCAUCUUUUCCUAUUUUUUGAUUGGUGGUUGCCAUCGUGCAUGAUAUAUGGAGGUAGUAAAAGUUUACAGUGAAGAUCAUACUUGCUGCUCUUUGGAAGUCACAGCAGGGACCACGGCCCGUCAUGUUUGUGAGAUGCUGGUGCAGAAAACCCAUUCUUUGCAUGAUGACUGCUGGUCUUUAGUAGAGGUCUAUCAUCACUUAUCUCUAGAGCGGAUCUUAGAAGAUCAUGAGUCUGUGGUAGAGGUUCAGGCCACAUGGCCUGUGGGAGGUGACAGUCGGUUUGUCUUCAGGAAGAAUUAUGCUAAAUAUGAGUUGUUCAAGAGCUCACCACAAUCAAUAUUUCCUGAAGUUAUGGUCUCUGGAUGUCAGGAUGCAGCUAAUAAAGGCAUGUCCCACCUAGAACUCAUACAGAAUGUUCUAAAUUCAGGAAGUUGCCCUGAAAUCCAAGGGUUCCUGCAUCUGAAAGAAGUUGGGCGCAAAGCCUGGAAAAGAUUUUACUUUUCUCUGCGGCGUUCUGGGCUAUAUUACUCAACAAAAGGCAUGUCAAAAGACCCCCGGCAUUUACAAUAUUGUGUUGACAUAAAUGAAUCAGUCAUCUAUUAUAUAAGCCAAGGCAAAAAACAGUAUAACACACCCACCGAAUAUGGCUUUUGUAUCAAGCCACAUAAGGCACGCAGUGGAAUCAAAGGCCUGAAGCUCUUUUGUUGUGAAGAUGAACAAAGUCGCACAUGCUGGAUGGCUGCCUUUCGUCUCUUUAAGUAUGGCAUACAGCUCUACAGAAACUAUCAGCAAUGUCAGGCACGGCAAAAGGAACCAGCUUGGUUUGGCACUGUGCCCCUGCGGAGUGUGUCUGACAAUACCCUCGUGGCCAUGGACUUUUCGGGUUGUACAGGGCGAGUGAUUGAAAAUCCCAAUGAGGCCCUGACUGUAGCUCUGGAGGAAGCUCGGGCAUGGAGGAAGAAGACAUCUCAGCGAUAUAGCCUGCCCACUGCAUUCCAGAGCUGUCCAUUCAGUGCUGCCAUCCACAAAACUCAACCCUGGUUCCAUGGCCACAUUUCUAGAGAAGAUACCCAGCGUCUUAUUAUUCAACAAGGACUUGUGGAUGGGUUAUUCCUGGUGCGUGAAAGCCAGCGGAAUCCCAAAGGCUUUGUCUUGUCCCUUAGUCAUACGCAAAAAGUAAAGCACUAUCUGAUACUUCCGUGUGAAGAAGAAGGGCGCCUCUACUAUACUAUGGAUGAUGGUCAGACACGUUUUGCUGACUUGAUUCAACUGGUGGAGUUUCACCAAAUCAACCGUGGCAUCCUGCCUUGCAAGCUGAAGCACUACUGCACAUGUGUUGCCUUAUGAUAGACUGUCGUCCACGGGCCAUUCCUGGGCCCUGAAUAUAUAUUGGCUAAGGCUUAUAUAUAGAUCCUUUUGAAAUGCAUACAUCAGGAGCUACUUUAGACUUUCACCUUGCCUUCAGCCACUCCUACAAGAAACCAAGAAAAGAACAGUAUUGGACCUUCCUAUGAGGCUACUCAUCAGUAAGCCUUGAGGGUUUUUUUUCAGAAUCAAAGAAUGAUUUGAGGUCAUAGUAUAGUAAUUUAGUUUGGAAACAGUCACAACAUUGUUGACUGGUGUCUUUUUUUUCAUAUGACAUUUUUUUACCUCCUGAGUGUCCUUCUAUAUAAAUGUUUUUAUACAGACUUUGCUUUGUCACCAUGUUACAGAGAUUUUGCUGCAUUGAUCAUUUAAUCUUUCUAAUGUGAUUGCCAAUUUCUAAUAGUCUGGAUGUUGUCCAGCAUCUAUGGCAGAGUUAUGCAUUGUUUCAAAAUCCUAACUGACUAGAAACAAUAGUAAAAUGUAAGAAUUGAUUCUUAUUGCAAAGAAUUUUUAUCUUAUUAACUCUCUUAGGAACUAUUGUCUGGUUCUACCCCAAAUUCUGUGGGUGCUGUCAUCUUUGUUAGAAAAGGAGCUCUUUUAUUGUUCAAAUCUCUUCUCCUGGUACCUAGUAGCAUAAGUUUAUGAAAGUAAAUGCAACCUGUUCAAAGGAUUGGCUACAAUGUUAUAAGGAUCUAAUAAGAAUCUUUGGGAUUGACCUGAAAGAAUCCACAGUAGGAAGGCUCACAUGAAGCCAAAGACUGCUCUGAAAUUUCUUGUGACUUUUAGCUCUGAGAACAAUGGCUGCCUGGUAGGCAGAAUCAUCUUGGGCUUUGGGAAAUCACAAAACCCAUAAAUUCUUCUAAUUGUGAGUACUAUAGCAGGGCAAAGAUUGAAAGAUUUUUGGUUAAUUUUAGUUAAUGCAACAGAUGAGAAAUCAAGGUUUGAAGAGUUGUUUUUUUUUCCUCCUUGUUUUAAGGGCUUAAAAUAUUGUGAGAACAAGAGGGAAUGAUGCAAGAACGCUGUGACACUCUUAUUUCUGCUACUUUUUGAGGCCAGUAUAUACUGUGAUGUUUUUUUGUUUGUAUCUGUAAAUGCUGAUAAUAAAUCUUAUUUUUAUGAUA